Molecule: messenger RNA, 480 nt
Organism: Adineta ricciae
Lineage: Eukaryota; Metazoa; Rotifera; Eurotatoria; Adinetida; Adinetidae
Source: the annotation of a GenBank genome assembly
AUGGCUUCAUAUCUAUUUCUCGCCAUAAGCGCACUACUUUUCACUGUUCAAAUCAUAAACGGAUAUCCAAGUGGUGCACCGAAAAAAAUAUGCACAGGUUCAAUGUUACCUCAUCAUCGUCAUUAUUCACCACAACCAUUAUCGACAAGUCCAAUCACUAAAUUCAAUACAACAUGGAAUCCCGAUGGAGAAACCAUAUCGAUCACGAUCGAAUCGAAAGAAAAGAUCAGAGGUAUAUUUAUUCAAGGCAGAAAGUUGAAUGGCGAUGAACCACUCGGUACAUUUAUUGAUAUUCCAUCGGGUACACACGUUGUCGAAUGUCCAACUGGUAAUGGUUUAACACACAGUUCGCGUCAAGAAUGGAAAGAAUUGAAAUUCAAAUGGAAAAAACCAUCAUCAAUGAAAACGAAAGAAACUGUUCAAUUCUGGGCAACGGUUGUGGUUGACUUCGCGCAUUUCUGGCAAGUGAAAAGUAUUUAA